UUUAGUUUCAAAGCGGUGCAGUUAUCAGCGGAAAUACCAAGUGGAGCGUAGGACCAACUGCAAUCUUCUUUGCCAAAGACAAACUAAAGAGUGAAACAUUAAAGUAACAAGUUGUUGAAAACGUCUCAGCAACAGAUCCACUUCAGUUUUCAAUUCGAAAUAUCGCUGUGUAUUUGGUGAAAAGCAAGCCACAUCAUGAUGCCAAGUCGAUUUGCUUCCUGGAGCGCUUUGGCCUUUCUCAUCAUGUGCCUGCUGGCCAUCUCAAGGACUACGGAUGCUGCGCCCAUGCCCAGGUACCAAAGCAAUAAUGGCGGCUAUGGGGGCUACAACGAGCUGGAGGAAGUGCCCGAUGACCUUUUGAUGGAAUUGAUGACCCGCUUUGGUCGCACCAUAAUACGGGCACGCAAUGAUUUGGAAAAUUCUAAGCGGACUGUGGACUUUGGCUUGGCACGAGGCUAUUCGGGCACCCAGGAAGCGAAGCAUCGUAUGGGUCUGGCAGCAGCUAACUUUCCUGGAGGACCAGGACGAAGGCGGCGUUCCGAAACUGAUAUCUAAAUAAAUCAAUGACCAAAACGACUUAUGCCAGCAGCGAAGUUUGAAAACAGAAUUUCAACAAUGAAAUCCAUUUGUGUUGUUUCCACGACAAUUUAGUUCCAUCAACUCAAUUCUUAUUUUACUUAAGAUCAUUUUGUUUGCUACCCAUUGUAUAUAUAUAUAAGAUACAAAAUUGUAUUUACAGGGUACGUAACAGUACUGAAAACGUAACAAAACUAAAGUAUUUCAAAUAUAAGCACGAAGAGGCGAAAACCUAAAUAAAAUUAUUAUGCUGUUGCUCCAAAGUUUAAACAAAGUUUAUGCACUCUUUACGAAUACGAACUCAAGCACACGUGUUCCUCUCUCUCUCGCUCGCUUAAAACGUUUAAUAAAUACUUAUAUAGUACUUUUAAAAUACAAGUAUUAAGCAAAAUAAAAUGCUUUAACAAUAUUUCACUAGUUGCGCAAAAAAUCUCUUUUAGGUAUGUACUCGUAUAUACAGUACUUGCAUAAGUAUUUGCACGCACACACACAACCUUACACGACAAAACAACAAACAAACAAACAUACAUAAGUGUAGUAAUUUGGCUUUGACGGCUCCACAACACAUUUUAAGUCCUAAGCCCAAAAAGUGUCCCAGAUACUACAAAACUGACUACAAUCCGAGACAAUGUUUUUCACAACCACUGGACAACUUGUAUAGAGUUAAGCUCCUCGGUUCCCCGAUUAUUAAGUAGAUUUGAAAGUUUUGUAAAUAUAUCAAGUAUGCAAACAUUAUACUACCUACCUACAUAUGUAUAUUGAAUAAGGGAAAUAUCCGAGUAAACAAAGUAAUGUAUUAUUGUGUCUAAAAAGUCUUAAAGAAACGGAUGCGAUUAAAUAAAUUUAC
Scaptodrosophila lebanonensis is the source of this 1423-nucleotide messenger RNA. RefSeq names its product diuretic hormone class 2 (gene Dh31). Gene Ontology annotation, molecular function: diuretic hormone activity; G protein-coupled receptor binding. The record is from RefSeq and is a predicted model, not a curated record. The coding region runs from base 196 to 555 and encodes 119 amino acids. NCBI's taxonomy places the organism in Eukaryota, Metazoa, Arthropoda, Insecta, Diptera, Drosophilidae. The transcript is spliced from 5 exons. Gene Ontology annotation, biological process: body fluid secretion.